Colletotrichum lupini is the source of this 1182-nucleotide messenger RNA. Its product is annotated as cytochrome P450. The record is from RefSeq and is a predicted model, not a curated record. The transcript has 4 exons. Gene Ontology annotation, molecular function: iron ion binding; oxidoreductase activity, acting on paired donors, with incorporation or reduction of molecular oxygen; heme binding. Lineage: Eukaryota; Fungi; Ascomycota; Sordariomycetes; Glomerellales; Glomerellaceae. The coding region runs from base 1 to 1182 and encodes 393 amino acids.
AUGUUCAGCGAUGGAGACACGUUGAAAAAGAUCGCCGGCACUCGCAGUAAGUACACCAAGGGCGAGUGGUAUGCAGUCGGGAGAACCACUCCAGGAGAGGAUCAUUUGUUCUCGAUGCGCGAUGAAGAGAAGCGCAAGUACUUGAAGAGCAAAAUGGGGCCCGGUUAUUCGGGCUUGGAGAAUGGAGGCUUUGAAGCCGGCAUAGAUAAGAACAUCACCGCGUUCGUUGACCUCAUCGACCGCAAGUAUAUCUCCACCGCAAAGGACUUCAGACCGAUGGACAUGGCCAGUAAAUCAACUUACCUUGCCCUUGAUGUCAUCAGCGAGCUUGGCUUCGGCACCCCAUACGGCUUCCUGAAAGAAGAUCGAGAUCUGUAUCAGUAUGUUGCCACGAAAGACGCCUUCUUUCCGGUCAUGAUCACUAUGGGAAACGUGCCAUGGUUGGCUACGCUUAUGCACAGUUGGCCUCUCAAUCUGGGGCUGCCAAAGUCCGGAGACGCAGCUGGAUUUGGGGCGCUUAUGGGGUUUGCCAAAACCUUUGUUGAUGGACGGUUGGCUCCGGAUACGAAGCCCGGCCGGGACAUGAUCCAGUCAUUUAUAAAUGCUGGUAUGACAAGAGAAGAGCUUACACAGGAAGUUUACGUUGAAACCAUUGCUGGUUCCGAUACCACAGCAACGGCGAUCCGUAUGAUUCUCUUGUCACUCCUAUCCAACCCGCAAGCCUUCACAGCCCUCCGAGCCGAGAUUGAUACACUAGUCUCGAAGAAGAUGAUUAGCUCUCCGAUCAAAGAUUCGGAAGCGAGAUUCAUGCCAUAUCUUCAAGCUGUAAUCCGCGAAGGUCUCCGUCUAUACCCACCGUCUACUGGCAUCGUCAGCAAGCAGGUCUCAUCAGAAGGAGACAUCGUCCAUGGAUAUCGGUUGCCCCCUAAUACACAACUGGGAGAGAACGUGUGCAGCAUCGGCCGAUCGAAGGACAUUUUUGGACCUGACGCACAUCUGUUCAGGCCAGAGAGGUGGAUAGAGGCAGCAAUGUCCGAUGAUGAAGGAAGAUAUAAGGCGAUGAUGUCAACUACCGACAUGGUCUUUGGGUAUGGCAAGUUUUAUUGCAUGGGGAGAAAUAUUGCGUUGAUGGAGUUGAACAAGAUCUUCGUUGAGGUCAGCGCUUAUACCCAUUCAAAUUAA